CCACCACAGAAGAAGAACAGGACUCGGAAGCGCCGAGAAACAGAAGCUAGCCCUUUAGCGUUGGCUGUAAAAUAUGCAAAACAUGUUGCCUUUUAUUUCAGUCGCGCUCAGAGGUGCAGCAAAGAAUAAAGUUUCCACGGUGGUUCCACUAUGGAGCCGCUCCUAUGCCAGCUUCACUCCUCAGGCCACCUUUGACAUCAAGCCCUGUGAGCUUCAUCGACUGGACCAGGGUCCUCCGACCCAAGCCGUGCUCACUCGAGAGGAGGGACUGAGUUACUAUCGCACCAUGCAGAUGAUGAGACGCAUGGAGCUGAAAGCAGACCAGCUUUACAAGCAGAAGAUUAUCCGAGGCUUCUGUCACCUCUAUGAUGGACAGGAGGCUUGUGCAAUGGGCAUCGAAUCCGCCAUCAACCGCACCGACCACCUGAUCACGGCGUACCGAGCUCACGGGUACACCUACACCAGAGGAGUGCCUGUAAAGGAGAUCAUGGCCGAGCUCACAGGUCGACGGGGUGGAGUCGCCAAGGGCAAAGGAGGCUCCAUGCACAUGUAUGCGAAGAAUUUCUACGGAGGAAACGGCAUUGUGGGAGCUCAGGUUCCCCUCGGUGCUGGAGUGGCUCUCGCCUGUAAGUACCAGGGCAAUAGUCAGGUGUGUGUCACACUCUACGGAGACGGAGCAGCGAACCAGGGGCAGAUCUUUGAGACGUACAACAUGGCGGCACUGUGGAAGCUGCCGUGCAUCUUCAUCUGCGAGAACAAUAAAUACGGCAUGGGCACGGCCGUGGAGCGAGCCUCCGCCAGCACGGACUACUACAAGCGAGGGGAAUUCAUUCCUGGACUGAGGGUGGAUGGAAUGGACGUGCUCUGCGUCAGGGAGGCGACCAAAUUCGCCGCAGACCACUGCAGAUCCGGAAAGGGUCCUAUUCUUAUGGAGCUUCAGACCUAUCGUUACCAUGGACACAGCAUGAGUGAUCCUGGAAUCAGUUAUCGGACACGUGAGGAGAUCCAGGAAGUGCGCAGCAAGAGCGACCCGAUCACCUUGCUGAAGGACCGAAUGAUCAACAACAACAUGGCCAGUGUGGAGGAAAUUAAGGAGAUUGACGUGGAGGUGCGUAAGGAGGUGGAGGAAGCGGCGCAGUUUGCCACGUCCGACCCAGAGCCCCCGCUGGACGACCUGUGUAACCACGUCUACUACAACGAGUCGCCCAUCGAGGUGCGAGGCACAAACCCUUGGUCCAAGCUCAAGUCCAUCAGCUGAACACCAGCAGCUACGAGCUCCACAGAGCUGACGGUGCGGCCAUGAUCUCCCGAAAGCUCCGAAAUGUUCCCACAAACGCACAAAUGCCACGAAUCCCAUUUACUUCAUCAUGUACUUUCCUUCUACUUCUCUGAAGAGUCGGCUGUUACAGAUUUCAUUCACCUUCUUCUAUUCCUUCACUUUUAAAUAGAAAUGUCCGUCUGUUUUAAAACGAUUUCUUUUUCCCUUUCCCCCCUCAUGUAACCGGUUACAAAAUAUCAGGAAUAAAUAAUAAAAUGCAGAAUGAGCGCUGUCAUAGGACAAAGCAGGCACCAGCUUUCUUCUGCCUCCAUCGUUUGUGCCUUUGUGUUUUUUAAGGUAGAUUUUAGACCUUUUAAAUACACCUUUUAUCUUUUCUUUUGUUGUUGUUGUUGUUGUUGUUGUUGUUUUCUGUUGUCUGUGUACAACAUUUUCUUUUCUUGAUUACAGAGCCGGCAGGGAUUCAGCCAAUCAGGUGCAGAGGUUAAUCGUUUUCAGUUCGUUUAUGUUUAAGGAUCGGUUUUGGUUUCAGGUCUCACCAUCUACUGCUGAUGAUGUGAAAACUUUAUAGCAAAUGUUCUGUCAUUUAUUCAGUAGAAACAUGGUGUAGUUUUCUGUUCCUGUACUGUAAUAAAUAAAUCUGCGAUAUUUAUACCGUAA
Ictalurus furcatus (blue catfish) is the source of this 1936-nucleotide messenger RNA. It is a transcript of the gene pdha1b, whose product is annotated as pyruvate dehydrogenase E1 subunit alpha 1b. The coding region runs from base 74 to 1258 and encodes 394 amino acids. The transcript is spliced from 11 exons. Lineage: Eukaryota; Metazoa; Chordata; Actinopteri; Siluriformes; Ictaluridae. Gene Ontology annotation, cellular component: intracellular membrane-bounded organelle. Gene Ontology annotation, molecular function: pyruvate dehydrogenase (acetyl-transferring) activity. The record is from RefSeq and is a predicted model, not a curated record. Gene Ontology annotation, biological process: pyruvate decarboxylation to acetyl-CoA.